GGCAAAGUUUCGAGGUAUAAUUUGUUACAAGUUCACAUUUCUUCUUCAUUCACACCUUUGUGUUUCAAGAUUGUAUAUAUAUUUACCCUCAAUGCCAGUUUAGUGUGCCUUUGUUUUAUCAAAUGGUACAGACAUUGUCUGAACAGCUGGCGCUCAAUUGACUUUAUCUGAAAAUUACAGAACACAACUUCACCAUUGACCAACAACAACACACGUCAUGGAAUCGGAUUCCUUAUUCACAUCCUUCCCCGGAAAACAUCUCUGGAUCUCCGGUGCCGUAGCUUUAAAUUUGAUCCGUAUCCCCUUUUGGCUUAUCUACUAUGUUCCUUCCAUUACCCGCCCCUCGCCAAAAUGGACCUAUACCCAAGCUCUCCGCGUCCGGAUCAUUAAAGCGUUUGUCAAAUCCGUCUCAGUCACCAAAUCAGCUACCAUUAUCAAUCUCCUCCCAGGCGCCGAGGGGUCACGAUUCCUGACCAUCCACCCUGCUUCAUCCUCCCGCUACCAAGGAGUCACUAUAACAAAUCCCGAAAUCAGACCAGAAAUUAUCGGUGGAACGUGGUAUCCACACCAACCAUCUUCAGGAGAAGUCGUCGAAGAUGUAGUUCUUCAUUUUCAUGGAGGAGCAUAUGUGAUUGGAGAUGGACGAACACAAGAUGCUGGAUUUUGCGCAGAGACUUUGAUUGCUAAUAGCUCUGCUUCUUUUGUAUUUUGUCCACAAUACAGACUUGCUGCAACUCCGGCUGGAAGAUUUCCAGCAGCGCUGCAGGAUGCGAUCACAAGUUUCUCAUACUUAACCGAGACAAUGGGAAUUAAAGCGGAGAACAUUGUUGUAUCUGGGGAUAGCGCGGGAGGAAACUUGACAUUGGCUUUAUUGAGAUAUCUACAUGAUAAUCCAGACGCGGGUCUACCAAAUCCAGGAUGUGCAUGGUUGUGGUCUCCCUGGCUCGAUCCAGCUUCUACGAUUCUCGAAGGAACUUUCCAUGCUUCUCCACACACUCGUACCGACUAUCUUGACGAGGGGUUUGGAAUUUGGGGUGCCAAGGGAUUAACGCCGCUAAAAGGAACAGGAGUGGAAUUAUCUCAUCCGAAUAUUUCGUUUGUGGGAAAUCCGUUUAAGAGUGCCACACCACUGUUUUUUAGUGCAGGGGAGUGUGAAGUACUUUUUGAUGAUAUCGUGAAGGUUCAUAAUCAGUUCACGGAAGCGGGAAAUAAGACGGAAUUGCAGAUUGACGAGGGGGCGGUGCAUGAUAUUAUUUUGAUUGGAAACCUUUUAGGCUUCCAGGAAGAGGCAAAAUUAGGGGCGAAGAGGGCAGGGGAAUUUUGGGCGAGAAAUAGAUAGACAGGUUAUGUUAAUGAAUUAUAGGUUCGUAGAAAUAUGCUUUACAGUUUGUAUUAUAUACCUGGUUAAAUAUUUGGAUGUAUAUAUUCUCAUAGAUUCGACAUAUUUGAACAACCACAAGCAAGGCAUCUUUGGCUUGAUCUGCGAGAAGAAAUAUUUUAACAAGAUUGUUACUUGAACCUGACAAGACACAGAAUUUUAGGACUUCAAGCCA
Botrytis cinerea B05.10 is the source of this 1553-nucleotide messenger RNA. RefSeq lists its product as hypothetical. NCBI's taxonomy places the organism in Eukaryota, Fungi, Ascomycota, Leotiomycetes, Helotiales, Sclerotiniaceae. The record is from RefSeq and is a predicted model, not a curated record. Bases 218 to 1339 code for a protein of 373 amino acids. The transcript has a single exon. Gene Ontology annotation, molecular function: hydrolase activity.